AUGGACCGUAGCAACAAGUCUCCCACGAAGACACUCUCACUCACCAAGCCAUUUCGCUUCAUCAUACCCAAACGUUCUUCAAAGGUCACAACACCAAUGGAUGAUCUGACCACCAUCAUCAAAGAUCAAGAAGCAACUAUCAAUGAUUUGAACCUUCGUCUCAGCUGGAUGGAACAGAAAGUCAAGGAUAUCGAAGGUGCCUUGGUGGGGGAAGAUGCAAUCGAUCAUAGUGCUAACGUCCUCGAAAAACAAAUAUGGCACCGACCAGAUGGAAAUCAUGAAAUGUUUCGGAAAAACCUAGAGUGUGUCAAUGCUCUGAGAAAGCAGAAGUACAUGUAUCGUGUACUUGGUGUUAAUCCCCCUAGUAAUGGUCUUUGA
Molecule: messenger RNA, 378 nt
Organism: Sclerotinia borealis F-4128
Lineage: Eukaryota; Fungi; Ascomycota; Leotiomycetes; Helotiales; Sclerotiniaceae
Source: the annotation of a GenBank genome assembly